CUCUGGUCAUCCCCUGUACUGUGUCCGCAGUCUCUGGUCAUUUCCUGUACUGUGUCCGCAGUCUCUGGUCAUCUCCUGUACUGUGUCCGCAGUCUCUGGUCAUCCCCUGUACUGUGUCCGCAGUCUCUGGUCCAUCUCCUGUACUGUGUCCGCAGUCUCUGGUCAUCUCCUGUACUGUGUUCGCAGUCUCUGGCCAUCCCCUGUACUGUGUCCGCAGUCUCUGGUCAUCUCCUGUACUGUGUCCGCAGUCUCUGGCCAUCUCCUGUACUGUGUCCGCAGUCUCUGGCCAUCUCCUGUACUGUGUCCGCAGUCUCUGCUCAUCUCCUGUACUGUGUCCGCAGUCUCUGGACAUCCCCUGUACUGUGUCUGCAGUCUCUGCUC
Messenger RNA from Staurois parvus, 381 nucleotides. Lineage: Eukaryota; Metazoa; Chordata; Amphibia; Anura; Ranidae. The record is from the annotation of a GenBank genome assembly.